Microplitis mediator is the source of this 1698-nucleotide messenger RNA. RefSeq lists its product as uncharacterized. Bases 106 to 1299 code for a protein of 397 amino acids. Lineage: Eukaryota; Metazoa; Arthropoda; Insecta; Hymenoptera; Braconidae. The transcript is spliced from 2 exons. Gene Ontology annotation, cellular component: cytosol. Gene Ontology annotation, biological process: protein stabilization; telomere maintenance via telomerase. Gene Ontology annotation, molecular function: Hsp90 protein binding; telomeric repeat DNA binding. The record is from RefSeq and is a predicted model, not a curated record.
AUUCGGUUAAAUCUUCAGCUUUUUAAUGAAAUAUUAUAAUUUUUGUUUGAAAAAUAUAUUUCCAAUCAUUUUGUUAUCACGCUACUUGGUAAUUAAUUUGAUUUAAUGCUUUCUACUAAACGCGUAAUUAUCUUUGGAAUGGAUGAAUUGCAUUGUCGAAAGCACGUUUGCCCUUACGUAGAGGCGCUUCAUGCAGCACAGAAGAAAUUGCAUUUUCUCAUGUGGCAAAUUCGCCUCUCGCCGUUAUAUCCGAUGCUGUACGAGUCACUCCAAGUGCUGACAGAUCACUUGAAAAAGUCGACAGACAGAAAUAUCAUCAAUUUAAUCACAUCAUUGCUGGAAAAAAUAAUAAAAAGUGAGACUCUGUACUCGUCAAUAGUGACAGCUUGCAGACCAGAACCUCUGACAGCCAUCGAGCAAACUGUAUUUGAUGAAAACUGGCGCAACUUCCUACAGCUUUUGGUCUCACUGCCACCAUUGAUAGCAAACAAAACUCAGGGAAAUAUUAGCAAGUAUUUUUCUCUUGACGUUUACACAAAAAUAAUUAUUUAUCACACAGCGCGUGCUGUCAAAUUUUUAAAUGACGUCUCCAGAGAAUUUAACAUCAGCCUGAAUGUAAAAUUAAUUUCUCUGCUGAUCAGCAAAAGCAUCAGCAGCCUCGGCUCUGGUCACUUCGUCCACCUGUUAGAUAUUUUUAUGUCCUGGUCUUUAAAAAAUUCAAAAAAUAUAAGGAAAUUUAUUCACAAAAUUUUAUGCAACCUGGAGAGAUCAUCCGUUGAAGCAGUUGCUACUUUACUCCUAAAGAGAAUCAGCAACCCGAGUAAUGUUGAGUUGAUACUCGGCAACCUUCUGGUAAAUGAUCACUGGCGUUAUGUCCUGACUGUUAAAAUUCCACUGCUGUCUUAUCAUGACAGUGAUAAACUUAUCAAAAAUAUCGUCUACUAUUUAUCGUCAGUUGGUGACAAAAACCUGCUUGUUGAUUUAGUCAUCAAAAUGAUAAACAUCUGGGGGGACAAAAGUUUUUUGAAUCAUUCGUCUUCAGAUCAUCAUGAAUUCAUGAGUAAAUUUAUUGUAGUAUCAGUAUUUAGAUUGAAGAACCAGUUAACUAACAGUCAAAAGAAACAGGUUCAAAGACUAACGUUUGGUAGUCCAGUUCAUUUACAAUCAAUGCAACCGGAGAUAAGGACAAUGAGAAUCACCAUUUGGGAAUUAGUUGUUGAUAUUUUGUCUGAUGGUACUGCUAAGCUGAACUAUGAUUCCAAGAAAGUUGGAUUAUUAAUACUAUUUAAUAAUUUAUAAUUAUUUGUGUAAAUUAUAUACUUAUUAUUAUAUCUGUAGAUAAACGUCGUAAAUAUUACGAAACAAUGAUUGAAAACCCAUUUCUUCAAGUGACUCCAGCACAGGCGCUGUCUAAAAUGUUAGCGACAUGUGUGGUCACACCUGUUGGGUCAAAAAAAAAAAAAACAAAUAAUGCGACAAGUAAAUUUUAGAUUUUUUUUUUUAAUUAAAAUUAAAAAAAAUAAAAACGUAUUAAACUGAUUGACAUUGUUAAAAUUAAUUUAAUAAAUCAGAGUACUUCAAUUAAUUCAAAUCUGGAAGUUAAAGAAAGUAAACUACCAUUAGAAAUAAAUAAAGUAUGCAAGUCAAUUGAGUCCAAUCCUACUGAGUGUAAAAAUGUAAAAAAUAAUUUAAAUUAAA